This is a messenger RNA of Exophiala spinifera, 3375 nucleotides long. RefSeq lists its product as uncharacterized. The transcript is spliced from 5 exons. Bases 1 to 3375 code for a protein of 1124 amino acids. Gene Ontology annotation, molecular function: protein kinase activity; ATP binding. Gene Ontology annotation, biological process: protein phosphorylation. The record is from RefSeq and is a predicted model, not a curated record. NCBI's taxonomy places the organism in Eukaryota, Fungi, Ascomycota, Eurotiomycetes, Chaetothyriales, Herpotrichiellaceae.
AUGGCUCCGCUAGACAAGAAGAGGCCUUCAGGCGAGGAUAAGGGGCUUGGGCCGCCUUCAUCUCCAGGAACACCUCUCCAGCGCCAUUUCUCGGCCGAAGCGAAUCCUUUCGCGUCGAGUGCUGAAGUAGUAUCUCCACCACCGCUUCAGAGAAGCAGGACUUCUAGUGGCACUGCGCUCAAAACUCCGGCCCGGGUUAUUCGACCAGACGAUUCCUGGCAGAAGCACCCAACUCGAAGAAGUUCUGCAUCAUACACACCUCAGGCGACCACAAGAUCACCUUCGUUCAAAGUCUGGCACAGAAGAGACUCUCUCGCGAAGCUCGAAUCGGCUGGCCCAGAACUUCCGCAGACCUUUAAUCCUGAUUCCUUACCCGACUUCCUCAAGAGCUUCUCACGGAGACUGUCGAAAUCUCGGGGGCCGGGAAAUCCUAACCCGCUUCAUACCCCUCCUCACUCAGUCAAGAUGGAUCGCCUUCGGCCUGUGUCUGUCGCGAUGACGGCACAUUACAGAGAGGCCGUGCGACUUGCAGAGCAACAGCAGCGGGCCGUGACUGAGAAGUGCAAGCGAGCAAGGCAGCCUGAGCCAGAUUACACUUUUGACGAGCUUAUCGGGAAGGGCAGCUUUGGAAGAGUGUACAAAGGCCGACAGACCUCAUCAAACAGAGUUGUUGCCAUCAAAGUUCUCGACAUUGACGAAGCAGAUUUCCGUGCGUUUGGCGAGUCAAAAGAUGAACAGAUCCGGGACUUUCAACGAGAAAUCCGCAUCCUGCGGCAGGCGCAAGAAAGCGGUGCCGAAAACCUCAACCAUCUCAUUGAAGCUUUGCCGGUUCAUAGUCAAUUGUGGAUGAUUUGUGAACACUGUCCUGGUGGCAGUGUCAAAACCUUGAUGAGAGCCACAAAGGACCGGCUUCCCGAAGAGAAAUAUCUCAUUGUUGUGGCAAGAGAGCUCGCCAAAGCGUUGAAAGGUCUCCAUGAAGCUGGCAUCAUCCACAGAGAUGUCAAAGCGGCCAAUGUGCUCAUUCAUGAACGGGGCCAUCUCCAACUUUGUGAUUUUGGCGUUGCCAACAUCUUAGAGACCAGCACAGACAAGCGAAAAACAUUCAUAGGAACGCUGCACUGGAUGGCACCAGAAGCCUGGUCUGAGAACCCAGAAUAUUCGGACGAAGUGGACGUCUGGGGAUACGGCUGUACCUUGUAUGAAUGCGCCGUUGGCCGUCCUCCAAACAGUGACUUGCGUGAGCACCAAAAACUCAAAGUCCGAAUGAGAAGGCUCAAAGAAUCAAUUGCACUUCCAAAAGACCAAAAUUUCAGUGAAGACCUCCGUUCUCUGGUCUCCUCGACUCUCACUCCGGAUGUUGCUUCACGACCUAACAUGGUAAAAGUGUUACAGCACGAGUACCUCAAAGACACUGAAGAAACAUACCCAACUGCAAUUCUUUCCGAACUUGUUCUCACCUACUACAGAUGGGCCAAUCUUGGCGGUCAGCGAGUCUCUCUCUUUAUGCCUGGUGGCGCAGCCGCCGCUUCGACUGAAGACCUCGACAACGACCUCGAGUCUGCCGAUGAAUGGAAUUUCAGCAUGACUGAAGAUUUUGAACGACGCGCCUCCGCAAUACUCGAGAUACCAGACUUUUCAAGUGAAACAAUGGAAGGAGAAGAAACACCUCGAGGCCCCUCGAAAGCCAGCGCCAGUUCGCCUCUGAUGACUGCCGCUCAGAAGGCGAAUUUUGAAGCUCGCGUCCAACGCGGUGCAGACUUAUCCAACCUCUUCGAUCCGAACAAACCCGCCUACGAGUACAAGACCAAGACAGAUUUCAUCCCCAUUCCUGAACAGUCGAGACGGAUAUCCGAUCUUCCUUUCCGAGCCAUGGCAGAAGAUAGACCAAGCUCAAUUGCAUCCAAUGUUAUCGACCUAGGCGACUUUGACGAAUCCGACUACGCGGUCAUCCCUGCGCCAAAAACCGAUGACAACAUUCAAACCGCAUACGCCGGUACACCCAUGAAAGAAGAGACCAUCAGGCUUGCGGACGCAGCUACACUUAGAGAGAAGCGUGCGAAUUCCAAAGGCCCUCGCGACCCCGUCAGCCAAUCUCUCACCGCACGACGAACCUCAUCGGCCGAGAAAAUGCCUCCCACGACCGCCACUUAUGACUUUGCCGCAUCUCAGGAAGAAUGGACGGUCAAGAACAGAGGCAAAGCCCCUGAACUCCAAGAGCCCGCUGAAAUCACAUCAUCUCGUCCUGGCCAUGCUACAAUGGACUGGUCUUUCGCGUCCGCCAUGUCUGAAGCAUCAAUCCCACAAAUCAAUGAGCCAGAAACGUCCAUGGGAGACAGCACUCCGAGUCGCGACGACACAGAUAAUACCAACACGGCUGAAUCUGAGCGAAGAGCUAGAAAACACGCAACUAUGGAAUGGUCAUUCUCCUCGGCCAUGGCGGAAGCAAACAAUACAACGUCAAACGACGACUACAGCAGCGACAUUAACAGCAACAUCGGCUCGUCUCCCCCGAUCGCUCCUCGCAGUGCGACUCAAGCAGCACCAUCGGCACUUCCAUUACCCACAUCACGCGCCACACCGACACGUGCUCCGCUCAUGAGACAAAUGACCAUGCCCGUCACGUACGGUGACUUUGCGCAGGCCGAAGAACAAGAAAUUCCCCGUCCAUCGACGGCCUUGUCGGAGGCGUACAGCGACGUGAGCGCGUCGAGCACCGACGUCGACCCGUUUGGCCUGGAGCGUGAAGACGACGAAGACGACCACCCUGGUCCUGAGACGCUCGAUGAAGAUGUCGAAAUGGGUCGCCAUUACCACCUCCGCGGCCGAAGCAUGUACUCUGACAGAGGUUUUGACUCGAAGAAGUCACACAAUUCUAAUGGCAAUAACAAUCCGAAUGCCGCCGCGAGAAGUUCGACGUCACACUAUACCUCAUCAUCCACAACCAUUACUGCUACUACUAGAAAUCCUGCCUCGACAGGAGCGGGAGCAAUGCCAAUGGAUAGUAGCAGCGCAACAACGACCCCAAUGACCGCCAAUGGUCCGGGUUUCGGUCUUGGUUUGGGUAUGGGGGUUGGAAUGGGCGGGGGCAUGAGUACAAUCCGCCAACGCACGUCGGUCGGCUCGGCCUCGGGUGCAGCGACGGCGACAACAGGCGGCGCCGGUGGCCGUCUGGUCGUCGACGUCCCCCCGGCCUCUCCGCCCAGCUUGGGCGCGAUGGGGCUGGGGGCCUCGCAAGAACAGAUGGAGGCCGAGUUUAUUCGGCUCCUGGAGGGCAUGCAGGGCACGUUGAAUGCUGCCCGCGAGGUCGUCGGCGGGCUGGAGAGGCGUGCCCGGCAACAAGGGCAGGUGGAGAGUGAGUGGGAGGAUGAGGAGUGA